AUGGAGCUAAUUUCCCUCCGUUUAGAGACUAUUGUUGAGGCUGGGAAGAACUUCUCCAGAAAGAUUCUUUGCAUCUCAGCCCAAGCAGUGAAUGCGCAGGAGGCAUCGGAAGCGGCGGCACAGGAGGCGCAGGAGGAGGAGGAGCAGGUGUCGGUGAUGAUGUCGUUGAUGGACUUGUUAGAGGAGACUGAUAGGGAAAUGGGCCUUGAAGGAUCAAGGUAUAUAUUGAGUGAUGAUGAGGAUUUUGAUGAGGAUGCAGAUGAUGAUGGUGGUGAAGAUGGAGAUGGAGGGGGUUCCAUGGAGCACACUUGCUGUAUUUGCAUGGUCACGCAUAAGACUGCUUCUUUUAUACCAUGUGGCCACACUUUCUGCAAGAUGUGUUCAAGGGAGCUUAUGGUUAGUACGAGGAAUUGCCCACUCUGCAACAUUUUCAUUUUGGAGAUUCUUGAAAUUUUUUGA
Messenger RNA from Vigna angularis (adzuki bean), 459 nucleotides. RefSeq names its product probable E3 ubiquitin-protein ligase LUL3. The transcript is spliced from 2 exons. Bases 1 to 459 code for a protein of 152 amino acids. NCBI's taxonomy places the organism in Eukaryota, Viridiplantae, Streptophyta, Magnoliopsida, Fabales, Fabaceae. The record is from RefSeq and is a predicted model, not a curated record.